Molecule: messenger RNA, 3115 nt
Organism: Phlebotomus argentipes
Lineage: Eukaryota; Metazoa; Arthropoda; Insecta; Diptera; Psychodidae
Product: glutamate receptor ionotropic, kainate 2-like
Exons: 19
Coding region: 155-2911 (918 amino acids)
Biological process (GO): modulation of chemical synaptic transmission; monoatomic ion transport; synaptic transmission, glutamatergic
Cellular component (GO): plasma membrane; postsynaptic membrane
Molecular function (GO): transmitter-gated monoatomic ion channel activity involved in regulation of postsynaptic membrane potential; glutamate-gated receptor activity
Source: RefSeq, a predicted model, not a curated record
GUGUCGUGGACACAAGUUUGUCGACUUUUCCGGCCCGAGAGUGAGAGUGGCAUCUUUCUGGGUCAGUGUAUAAAUUAAUUUUAACUCCGAUAUUUCCCAAGUGGCGCUUUUUCCCGGCGCACGCGACGAAGAAGUGCGCGCCCAAGACGGCAAAAUGAGGAUGCCUUUUGUGGUUCUCUUCGCCGUUGUGGCCCAAUUGGCGAUGGCGAGUGGAAAGAGAUUGAUACCGAUAGGCGGAAUUUUCAACAGCAACGAUUAUGAGUCGGUCAUCGCCUUUCAUUCGUCCGUCAAUCGUGUAAAUAUGCACGAGAGGAGGUUUGAACUGAAGCCAAUCGUGAAGAAUGUCACCGAAUGGGAUAGUUUUGUCACGGAGAAGAUUGUGUGUGAAUUAAUAAGCGAAGGUGUUGCUGCAAUCUUCGGGCCGAGUUCUGUUCAAGCUGCAGGAAUUGCCAGUGCCAUUUGUCACACAAUGGAAGUGCCACACAUCAUAACUCACUGGUCACCAGAGCCACUCGGUGGCCAGCGUAGCAUUGGCUCAAUGACGCUCAAUGUCUAUCCGGACAGCAAUGUAUUGUCACGUGCGCUCGCCGACUUGCUCGUGGACUACAGCUGGAAGAGCUUCACAAUCAUCUACGAGACCGACGAGGGUCUGAUGCGUCUCAAGGAUGUCCUGCAGAUUCAUGGGCCUCAGGAUAGCCCGAUAACUGUGCGCCAGCUGGGCGAGGAUCCGGACUACAGACCGCUGCUGAAGGAGAUUCAGACGUCUGGCGAGAACAACAUUGUGCUGGAUUGCGAACCAGACAAGAUCCUGGACAUUCUUCGGCAGGCGCGCGAAGUGAAACUACUGGAAGAUUAUCAAAGCUACGUUAUAACGUCUCUCAACACGCACACGAUUGAUUUUGAGGAGCUGAAAUUCGCCCGUUCCAACAUCACGAGCCUGCGUCUGAUUGAUCCGAAGAGUUAUGAACUGAGGAAUGCCGUGCAUGAUUGGGAAGAGGGUGAGAAGCGCUUCAAUCGCCUCUUCCGCGUCUCGCCGGAGCAUGCAAAGACCGAGCCCGCCGUGGUUCACGAUGCUGUGCGCGCUUUUGCGGCCGCUCUGCAGGAGUUGGACAGCUCAGAGGAGAUUUUCGCAGUGCCGAUGAGUUGCAAACACCCGUCGCAAUGGCCACACGGACUGAGGAUUGUCAACUACAUGAAGCUGAAGACUGAACAUGGCAUCACAGGACCAAUCACAUUUGAUGAUUUAGGUCGGCGCACGUAUUUCGAGCUGGAGAUCAUCGAAUCGUCAAAGGAUGGCUUUAAGAGAAUUGCAAAGUGGGAUCCAACACAUGGAAUUAACUACACAAGAACUCAGAGUGAAGUCGAUUCGCAGAUUUUCGAAUCCCUGCAGAAUAAAACCUUCAUUGUGGCGUCACGUAUUGGUGCUCCAUUUCUCUCAGUGCGGGAGCCCAAGGAGGGCGAGUACUUUGAGGGCAAUGCACGCUACACAGGAUACUCACUCGAUUUGAUGGAUGGCAUCGCCAAGAUUCUGGGAUUCGCCUAUCGGAUCGAAUUGGUGCCGGACAACAGGUACGGGUCACUGAACAAAGUCACAAAGAAGUGGGAUGGACUGGUGAAGCAGCUCCUGGAUCGGAAAGCUGACUUGGCUAUUUGCGACUUGACAAUCACCUACGACAGGCGAACUGCUGUGGACUUUACGAUGCCCUUCAUGACCCUGGGCAUCAGUAUUUUGUACGCCAAGCCAGUGAAGCAGCCUCCGGAUUUAUUCUCAUUCCUCAGUCCAUUGUCAUUGGAUGUGUGGAUUUAUAUGGCGUCGGCCUAUCUUGGUGUCUCUGUGCUGCUCUUCGCGCUGGCCAGAAUGGCACCGGACGACUGGGAGAAUCCUCAUCCGUGCAACACGGAGCCUGAGGAAGUGGAGAAUAUUUGGAAUAUGCGCAACUGUACGUGGCUGACAAUGGGCUCCAUUAUGGGUCAAGGCUCGGACAUUCUGCCAAAGGCAAUCUCGACGCGACUUGUGGCCGGGAUGUGGUGGUUCUUCGCAUUAAUUAUGUUGUCAUCCUACACGGCAAAUCUCGCCGCCUUCCUCACCAUGGAGCGAAUGGACGCCACCAUUGAGAGUGCCGAGGAUCUGGCCAAGCAAAGCAAGAUAAAGUACGGUGCCGUCAUCGGAGGCAGUACGCUGCAAAUGUUCAAGGAGUCGAAUUUCUCCACUUAUCAGCGAAUGUGGGCCGCCAUGGAGAACGCCCGGCCGUCAGUCUUCGCCAAGGACAACAAUGAGGGAAUGGAGCGCGUGAAGAAGGGAAAGCGCCUGUACGCCUUCCUGAUGGAAUCCACAACGCUGGAAUACAUCACGGAGCGGAAUUGCGAUCUGAUGCAAGUCGGUGGCUUGCUGGACAGCAAAGGAUAUGGAAUCGCCAUGCCAGUCAAUUCGCCCUACAGAACGGCAAUUAGCGGUGCUGUGUUAAAAAUGCAAGAAGAGGGAAAACUUCAUCAGCUGAAGACAAAGUGGUGGAAAGAUGGACGCUGUAAAUCGGAAACGACAAGUUCAUCUGAUAGCGCCGCCGAACUGGGAAUCGAUAAUGUGGGUGGCGUUUUUGUUGUCCUGGCCUCUGGAUGCUCCGUGGCUCUCAUGAUCGGCAUCUUCGAGUUCCUCUGGAAUUGCCGUCAAGUGGCUGUGGAUGAGAAGAUAACGCCGUGGGAGGCAUUCAAGGCAGAGCUGAAAUUUGCAUUGAACGUUUGGAUCACCACGAAGCCCGUUCGCGUUCAUGGCAGUGGCGGCUCAACAGGUUCAAAGGGCUCAUCGUCCAAGGCGGAGUCCGAGUCGAGGAGCACAGCAAUGGCGAAUGUCCUGAACACGACAUCCAGCACGGCUCAUCUCGACAAGAUCGGCACGUCGUUCGGGCACAAGUAAUCAAUACUUUGGGCCGCACCAUUCAAUGAAUAAAACAGUGUGUAUUUGCCCGGGAAAGGUGCAAAAUAAAGGCCAAUUUGGACAAUGCGAUGCGUGGGAAAAGGAAGCCUGAAUUAGCCAUAAAGAUAAUCUCCGAGACUCCUGAGAUGUGCUGCAGCAGCUGAGCCACUCUCGUGCCGACAAUAAACACUCGCACUAUUCUCA